AUCGCAGCUAUGUCCAGGCACUAUUUGUGAGGCAAGACACUCGAAGAACAUCAUACACUUUGCGCUGCACGAGCACGUCUCGACGACUCCUGGAGUUGCGCCGACCCUGCAGUCAUGGGCAACGAGGCACCUGCGAACGCCAAUGGCGACGCGCUUCUUGCUUUGCUUCCAAGUGACAACAAACCGUGGUUUACGAAGCCCUAUCUGAUUAAACUCAACUACAGCAUUGUCAGCUUGGUCUUGUUCGCCUCCGCAAACGGAUACGAUGGAAGUCUCAUGAACGGGCUGCAGGCACUAUACCAAUGGCAAGACUUCAUGGACGAGCCCACAGGCGCCUGGCUAGGAUUCAUGUCCGCCAUCUACUGGAUCGGUAACGGCAUCAACUACCCUAUUUCGGUGUGGUUUGCGAACAAAUACGGAAGAAAGAACGGCAUCUACGUCGGAUACGUCUUCAUGGGCCUCGGUGUCAGCUUGACCGCAGGCAAUCACGACUACCUUUUUGUUCUUCAACGAUUUUUCGUUGGAUGCGCCAGUGCCUGGUUCUCGGGAAUUGUCGCCAUGUUGAUCACCGAGAUCGCUUAUCCUCCUCAUCGAGGCAUCGCAAGUGCGCUCUACAACUGUGGAUGGUACGUGGGAGGUACAAUCGGCGCGUUUGUCACCUUCGGCACUAGGAACAUGGUCGGAAACUGGUCGUGGAAAAUCCCCACCAUUCUCCAAGUUCUGAUCCCUAUCAUCGCUCUUCCAGGGCUGUUCUUUUGCCCAGAAAGCCCUCGAUGGCUGAUAUCGGUCGACCGCGUGGAAGCGGCCCGAGAAGUCCUCUAUCGCGCACAUGGAGGCCACGAAAGCCCGGCGCUGAUCGAUCACGAGAUCGUGGAGAUCUCGACCGCACUACGACUCGAGCGAGAAGCUGCCCGAUCAGCAAGCUACAUGGAGAUGACGCGGACCAAAGGCAACAGACAUCGACUCUUCAUCACCAUCUCGCUCGCGUUCUUCUCUCAAUGGGCCGGAAACGGAGUCGUGAGCUACUAUCUCCCCAUCAUCCUCAACAGCAUCGGGAUCACAAGCACGCGCGAUGUAACCCUCAUCUCUGCUUGUCUCCAGAUCUGGAAUCUCAUCUGGUCCGUGACCGCCGCCUUCUCAGUCGACAAACUCGGACGACGUUUCCUGUUCCUCGCAUCGGCAGCAAUCAUGUUGGUCGGUUAUGUCAUCACCACAGCACUGUCAGCAACAUUUGCGGAGAGUCGAAGCUCUUCCGUUGGUACAGCCGUGAUUCCUUUCCUGUUCAUCUUCUUUGCAGGUUACGAUAUUGCAUUAACACCACUCGUCGUCUCCUACCCAGCAGAAAUCUGGCCCUACAACCUCCGUGGUCGCGGUCUUUCCGUGAUGGGCCUGACAGUCGUUGUCUCCAUCGUCUUCAACACCUUCGUCAACCCGAUCGCACUCGAUGCCAUUGGAUGGAAGUACUACCUCGUUUUCGUCGUGAUCAUCGUUGCAUACGGUGUCACAGCAUUCUUCUUCUACCCUGAGACUCGCGGCCACAGUCUGGAGAACAUGGCCGUCGUGUUCGAUGGGCCUGAUGCGCUUGUGGGCGAUGAGGCAGAGAUUGCGGAAAAGAGCAAGAGUAUAUCUAGUGCGAAGGCUGGUGUCGAGAUCUUACAUGCAGAGAGAGCCGGUUAAUGAUACGGACGUUUGCACAUAAGCACAGAAGGACACGCGACACGACAUGCUUGGUAGAUGUAC
Molecule: messenger RNA, 1740 nt
Organism: Cercospora beticola
Lineage: Eukaryota; Fungi; Ascomycota; Dothideomycetes; Mycosphaerellales; Mycosphaerellaceae
Biological process (GO): carbohydrate transport; transmembrane transport
Cellular component (GO): membrane
Molecular function (GO): carbohydrate:proton symporter activity
Source: RefSeq, a predicted model, not a curated record